Molecule: messenger RNA, 1669 nt
Organism: Hevea brasiliensis (rubber tree)
Lineage: Eukaryota; Viridiplantae; Streptophyta; Magnoliopsida; Malpighiales; Euphorbiaceae
Exons: 3
Coding region: 89-1453 (454 amino acids)
Cellular component (GO): nucleus
Molecular function (GO): protein binding
Source: RefSeq, a predicted model, not a curated record
UAUGAUUUAGCACUUUGGCUCUCCAAUCCAAUCGAUCCGAUUGCUCUUUUUUCCGCAGAGGGAAAGCUUGGAUUCUCUAAAAACGAAAAUGGAGGAUUGCAGUAACGUCUUCCAGAUAUUCGUCAAGCUUCUAGAUGGCAAAACAGCAAUCCUUAGAUUCACAGCCCCGCAAAUUGAAGGGCUUGCCAUCAAGCAACGGAUCUUCGAGAUCACCAAAAUACCCACUUGCUCGCAGCGCCUUAUCUACAGCGGGACACAACUCCGUGACCGUUCCGUAAUCUCCAGUCCUGAAUGCACUGUCCACCUCUUGCUCCGCCUCCUUGGCGGCAAGGGCGGGUUUGGCUCGCUUCUGCGAGGAGCCGCGACCAAAGCCGGUCAAAAGAAGUCCAACAACUUCGACGCGUGUCGCGACAUGAGUGGGAGGAGGCUGCGUCACGUGAACGCCGAGAAGAGGUUGGAGGAGUGGAAAGCAGAGGAGGAAGAAAGGAGAUUGGAGAAGAUUGCAGAGGAAUUUAUUAAAAAGAAGGUGAAGAAAGGGAAGAAGGGGGCUGGGGAUGGAGAGGCGGAGAAAUAUGUAGAGAAGUAUAGGAAAGAAUCCGCCAAGUGUGCAGCGGAGGUUGAGGAGGCCGUGCGAGAGGCGUGUGGGAAUGGGAAUGGGAACGGGAAGCGGAAGGGGAAGGGGAAGGUGCCAAAGGAAGGAUUGGAAGCCAAGAGGUUGAAGAUUUGGAUGGGGAAGAAAAAAUUGGGUGAAAGUGACAGCGAAGAUAUGGAUGAGGAUAGUAGUGAUGAGGAAAAUGAGAAGUCUAUUGUUCUAAAUAAUGGAAAUCAUUCAGAUUUGAAUAAGGAUGCUGAAAGGAGUUCAGAUUCAGUUACUGGUGGGAAACUAGAUAGAGAAUGCUCUGGUGAUGCCUUAUGUGAGAGUGGUUCUGAUGCAGGAAGAGAUUCUACUGUGGAGCAAAAUUUGAAAUCUAGCCCUCAAGAAGAAAUUGUUCCUAGUGAAGCGGAUGGAUUGGCUGAAGCAGAGGUUCAUGAGGAACCUGUAGUACAGAGUGCUGGUGUAACUUGCUUGGAGACUGCUGAGAUUUCUGUAAUUGAUGCAGUUAAGGCUGAAAAGCAGGAUAACGUUGGACCUCAUUCUGAACCUCUACAUGUUUCAAGUCCAGCAAGUGGGGAUGGCAUUGAAAGCAGGCCAGUUACUGCUGAAGCUGUAUCUAACUUAAAUUCUAAAUAUAAGGGAGAAGCAAUGGACACUGAUCUUGAGAAGCCACUAAAUUUUGAUGAUUUCAAUUCAGCAGCUGAGAUGGAGGUUCUCGGCAUGGAAAGGUUAAAGAAUGAACUACAGGCUCGUGGGCUUAAGUGUGGAGGUACCAUGCAAGAGCGUGCUGCCCGGCUUUUCCUUUUAAAAACUACUUCUUUGGAUAAGCUGCCAAAAAAGCUGCUUGCAAAGAAAUGAAUCCAUGUGGCAUGUGUAAUCUCACCAAUUGUCGAGGAAUCUUUUUCCUUCAAAUGUAUAGUUUUGAAACUCCCAUCUGUUUACUUGUGCUUGUAAUAUGUCGUGAACUUCAGUUCAAAAAAAUAACUUAUGAAUUAUGAUAUAAUAGUUUUUAUGCCACGUAUGCCUGUAAUGUAUAUUUUAUGGCAUCAAUUCUGGAAUUUUCGUUCCCUUGAA